UUCCAAAUCCUAAUAAAGUUUUUCAUUUAAUCAUUUGAAUAAUUUAGCAUUUUGUAAGAUGUAUUUCCAUCAGUUCAGUGUUGGUAAAAAGAAGAAACUUUUCAACCUUUAUAUGGAUUGAAACACAUGUUGGAAUCGCAGAUUCUGCUUAUGAAUAUCAAUUUUUGACUUGAGCUGUUUUGAUAUAAAAUGUGGUUCAUGAAUAAUCCCAAGCAACUGGUCGAAGGCUUUACAAUGGAUCAUUUAAAUAUUAUUUAUAUUAUAAUAUGUUGACAUUGAGCCCACAUUUGAAGUAAUGUUGUGUCGCUGUAAUAAUAAAUAGCGACUACGAUGGACAAAAAAGCCAGAUGAUUCUUGUAAAUUGAAUGAAAAUUUAUUUCAUUCCAACUUUUUUUGCCGUGGAAUCAAACUCAAAUUACAUCUAAACAUGAUCAUUAAUUGUAUCCUUUUGAUUGUCGUCAGCGUCAAUACCAUAUCUGGUGGAGUUAUUAAAGAGUCAAGCAAGAGCAUCUUUACUGGUCGUGAGUUGAAACAAAUUUGCAAAUCAAUCCAAAGCAAUGUCAAUUCAGGAGUUGAUCCAGUGAAAUCUCAGGCUAAUAUUUUCAAUGAAUAUUCAUCCAAGCUUGGUUCAACCACUGAUUCAACAGAAAAGUUGAAAAAGCUUGAAGCUGAGCAAAAUGCCCUCAAAUUUAAACGACUCUUGAAAGCUUUCACAAAAUUGAUCGGAACAUUUGACGAAUUGAACAAUGGAUUGCAGGUUAAACAAGAAGAUGAGACUUCAACUGUUAUUGAUGGUGAAAGUAACUUCCAAGACGGAAACUCUGAAACCGAUGAUCAAGUGAAACCAAGUGAAGGUGAUAAUGAAGAAGGAAAUGGUGAAAAUGAAGUCGAUAUCGAUGAUAAUGACCAUGAUGAUGAUGACGACGAUGAUGAAGGAGACGAAGAUUAUGACGAUGAAUUUGACGUUUGUGAAUUCAUAGACUAUCCUGAUGGAAUUGAUCUAAGCGAGGUUGAAUACGGUGAUUUGGAUAGUGGUGAUUAUGAUAUUUAUGAAUAUGAUUUUGAACCUUUUGGUUUGUCUCUGAAUCUACGUCUCGCUGUAUCUCACUGAUCAACCAAUGCUAGCUUCAAGUAAUAUUGUCUGUUAUUAUUAAAAACAUUUUAAUCUUAAU
Messenger RNA from Tetranychus urticae (two-spotted spider mite), 1172 nucleotides. RefSeq lists its product as uncharacterized. NCBI's taxonomy places the organism in Eukaryota, Metazoa, Arthropoda, Arachnida, Trombidiformes, Tetranychidae. The record is from RefSeq and is a predicted model, not a curated record.